ACAACGUCACGCGCUCAUCAAACCAAAUAUCGUGAAGUGGCAUGCACAAAAACAUGUCCAAUUUGACCACAUUGUCUGCAGCUCAAGAACGCACACGGGAAUGGCUCGCCUCGCAGGAGGAUGAACUAGAAUCUUUAGCUGAGUCAUCGGUAGUGGAUAGCUUGGACGAUUACAAAUACAGCGAGCAUACGUUUACCGAACAGGAGGACGACGAUGAUGAUGAUGAUGACGAUGUCACUGGCGAAGAGGUCAGCACCAUUGCGCUGGGCACGCGAGAAGGCACGAGCAAAGGCGGCAUCAUCGGCGACACACUGCGCGAUCUGCUCAACUCGAUCAAUAGCAUCCAAACAGUGGGCAAUGUGAACAUUAGCAACUCGACCAACGUUCACAUCGGCAAUGUGACCAACAUCAAUGGCAACAUACAGAUCAUCGCUGAGCAUAUGAAACAUCCGCGCAACAAACGCCGGCAGCGACGCAAAGCAUCGAUCGUCGAAGUGUCCGAAGCAAACGAACAAGACCAUGUUGAAGGAGAGGAACUGGACGAGUCUGAGGAGCGCGUCAGUGCGGAUAUGUUUAUUAAUAGUCACAAGUUCAAACUACCACAAGAGCUGUGUUGCAUCAUGCCGCGCCACUCCUGGCUAGCCCAAAAGCCCAUGGAACCGCCCGUCCAGCUGCAACGGCCAGUCAAAUACGUGGUUAUAUCACACACUGCCACAGAGAGCUCAGAGAAGCGUGCGAUCAAUGUGCGCCUCAUACGUGACAUUCAGUGCUUCCACAUCGAGAGUCGCGGCUGGAACGACAUCGCAUACAAUUUUCUCAUCGGCUGCGAUGGCAACAUAUACGAGGGGCGCGGUUGGGAGGCAGUGGGCGCCCACACCUUGGGCUACAAUAAGAUGGCGCUGGGCAUCAGUUUCAUUGGGUGCUUCAUGCGCGAGCUGCCCACACCGCACGCCCUGACCAUGUGUCACAAUCUGUUGGCGCGCGGCGUUGAGGAUGGCCACAUAGCCAAAGACUAUCGCCUGAUCUGUCACUGCCAGUGCAAUUCGACGGAGAGUCCGGGCCGUCGACUCUUCGAGGAGAUACAAACCUGGCCGCAUUUCUACAAUCUGGCCCAGGAGGGACAGUAGUAGCGUAUUACAUGACUAGAUUCGGAAUCGAAACCGAGAUUCGAUAUAUGUAUUUAUACAGUUUUUGGUGAUUGUCUUGGACAAAUAUUUUUAAGUAUUUAAACUGUUUGUCCGCUUCCUGCACUUUUUUCCUGUUUUGUUAACUAUUUGAUUUAUGUUUUUGUGCAAUUAUUGUGAAAGAAUACACGACUAAAAUAUACGUUUCUUUCAAUAUAUUAGAUUAUUCGACA
Drosophila navojoa is the source of this 1357-nucleotide messenger RNA. RefSeq names its product Peptidoglycan recognition protein LE (gene PGRP-LE). Gene Ontology annotation, molecular function: N-acetylmuramoyl-L-alanine amidase activity; zinc ion binding. The record is from RefSeq and is a predicted model, not a curated record. NCBI's taxonomy places the organism in Eukaryota, Metazoa, Arthropoda, Insecta, Diptera, Drosophilidae. Gene Ontology annotation, biological process: peptidoglycan catabolic process.